Messenger RNA from Nicotiana tabacum (common tobacco), 3057 nucleotides. The record is from RefSeq and is a predicted model, not a curated record. Lineage: Eukaryota; Viridiplantae; Streptophyta; Magnoliopsida; Solanales; Solanaceae.
AUGGCUGGAGACAAGGAAAGUGUUGCAGACAAGGACACCUUAGAUACCUCGAGUCCCAUGUACAUGCAUCCAUCGGAGAGUGCAGGUUCAGUGUUGGUACCUGUAGCUUUUGAUGGCACAGGAUAUAGAUCUUGGAGAAGAGGUGUACUUAUAGCCCUCUCAGUGAAGAAUAAGGUUGGUUUCAUAACACGGAAGUGUCAGAAACCAGUAAUUGGACAUGUAACUUUUGAUCAGUGGGAACGAUGUGAUGAUAUGGUGACUUCAUGGAUUUUAAAUUUCCUUUCAAAGGACCUAGCGGAUAGUUUGCAAUAUGUGAGUGAUGUAAAGGAGUUAUGGCAGGAGUUAGAAGAUAGGUAUGAUCAAACCAACGGUGCAAAACUAUACCAGCUUCAGAAGGAAAUUAAUGAUCUGAGUCAAGGAACUCUUGACAUAACAGGCUAUUAUACAAAAAUGAAGAAGCUAUGGGAAGAGCUGAAUGCACACGCACAAUGCAGCUGCCAAUGCACCUGCGGAGCUAAAGCUAAUAUGCACAAGGCUAAGCAAGAUAGAAGACUGAUACAGUUUUCGAUGGGUUUAAAUGAGGUGUAUACUAUUGUGAGAGGGAGCAUACUGAUGAUGAACCCCCUUCCAAGCAUUGCACAAGCCUUUUCUAUUCUCAUACAAGAAGAGAAGCAAAGAGAAGAUAAACCACACAAUCAACAACUGGUGAUUGAAUCCACAUCACUGAAUGCUAAUGGUCCAGGAAACAACAACUUUAGAACAAACUACAACCAACACAUGAAUUCUUCUGGGAACAAUAGUUAUGGAAGAGGCCAUAUGGGAAAUAGACCUAGUCCAUUCUGUGAUUUCUGCAAGAGGCCAAGACACACUAAGGAUAAAUGUUAUAAACUUCACGGGUACCCUCAGAACUUGAAGUACAACAAUGGUAACAGGGGAAAUAAACUAGCAGCAAAUGUGUUUGAUACAACAGGUAAUGGGACAAAUAUGACAGAUGAAGGAGGAAACCUUCAGGAGCAAAGUCGAACCAUGCAACAAUUGAGUAAGGAACUAUAUAAACAACUGCUGAGCAUAUUGGAAAGCUUUAAGAAUGGAAACAAUGGAGACAACUCAGGAAACAUCAACAUGACUAGUGGAGCUGUUAACUUUGCAGGUAUGACUGUUUGUACCACCUCUGUUCGGCCCAGUAAACAGUCUCAUGAAAGUUUCAAAGAAAAUGCUGAUUCCUGGAUUCUUGACUCAGGAGCCACUAACCAUAAGACUUAUAACAAAGCCUCAUUGAGUAAUAUCAAAACUCUAGUUUACCUCUUUUUGGUCUCUUUACAAAAUGGAUAUAAAGUAAAGGGCCUUUCACUGAGGAGGCCUCUGGAGAUUGGUAAAGCCAAAGGCAGUCUGUAUUUUCACUAUUCAAGUUCAGGAAAGAACAAUUCUUCUGCUGUCACUAAAGUUUUCACCACACCACUCACACACAGUUCUGCACCUAGUGCAUCCAUCUCAGGACCUACCAUGAGUUAUUUUGACACUGCCAGUCCUACUGGUAACAGUAAUAGUGAUAAUCCACUACAACAAUCAAUGUCACCUGAACUUUCAUUUGGCAAUGACACCAAUGCCAACAUUUAUGAACCUGCAGCAGCUAUACCUGCUUGGCAACAGGCCAUGAACCAGGAAUUUGAUGCACUCUUCUCUAAUCAUACCUGGGAUCUUGUCUCACUACCUGCAGGAAAGAAAGCAAUAGGUUGUAAGUGGGUAUACAAAAUCAAGCAUAAGGCAUAUGGGAGUGUUGAAAGAUUUAAAGCUAGGCUAGUUGUUAAGGGCUACACUCAGCAGGCAGGGAUAGAUUAUACUGAGACCUUCUCACCAGUGGUGAAGAUGACUACUGUGAGAGCAUUGGUCAGCAUUGCAGUAAAGAAGAACUGGGAAAUCUUUCAGCUUGAUGUAAAUAAUGAUUUCCUACAUGGAGACCUAAAUGAAGAAGUAUACAUGCAAGUACCACCAGGGCUAUCAGUAGGAAAACAGAAUUUGGUGUGCAAGCUGAACAAAUUUUUGUAUGGAUUGAAGCAGGCAAGUAGGCAGUGGUAUGCCAAGCUAACUGAAGCCCUAUGUUCUAAAGGAUAUGUGCACUCCAUGCUAGAUUAUUCUUUAUUUUACAAAAGGGAAGGACACUCAGUUAUUUUUGUAGCAGUUUAUGUAGAUGAUGUUCUCCUAACAGGGACAAAUUUGGAAGAAAUUAAGGCAUUGAAGACCUUCCUACGGGAGACUUUUAAGAUAAAGGAUCUGGGGAGAUUACACUACUUCCUAGGAUUGGAGAUACUAUACAAGCAUGAUGGAGUAAUAAUCACACAAAGAAAAUUUACAAGCGACCUGAUAAAGGAGUUUGAAUUCUCACAUUGCACUUCAAUGUCCUCUCCACUUGAUCCUUCAACAAAGUUAAAGGCAUCUGAGGGCAGCUUACUCACAGAUCCCACUCAAUACAGGAAACUAGUGGGGAAACUAAACUUUCUCACUAACACACGACUUGAUAUUGCUUAUAGUAUUCAACAUCUCAGUCAAUACAUGCAGAGUCCUCGAGAUUCUCAUCUCAAAGUAGCUAUGCAUAUGCUCAGAUACUUGAAAGGUGAUCCUGGUCUGGGGAUCUUCCUAUCAAAUAGUGCAGACUAUAGAUUGAGAGCUUUUUGCGAUUCAGAUUGGGCAGCUUGCCCUGAGACUAGGAAAAGCAGAAUACAGGUCUGUGAGAAAGGUCGUUGCAGAACUUGUUUGGCUAUCCAAACUUCUGGAGGAGCUAACCAUGCUCUAACUCUUCCUAUUCCAGUCUACUAUGAUAAUCAAGCAGCUUUGCACAUUGCGAGAAAUCCAGUAUUUCAUGAACGAACAAAGCACAUAGAAGUCGACUGCCAUUUUGUUAGGGAUAAGCUCAUUGAAGGGUUGAUUUCUCUGCAUUAUGUCCACACAGAUGACCAACUAGCAGACAUACUUACUAAAUCUUUGACGGGCAUCAAGCAUUCUUCACUACUUCACAAGUUGGCAUUUGAGAUUCUCUCGAAGCUUCCUCAUCUUCUCUGA